UCCGUGAACAUUUGAAAAGUGCAAAAUUGUGAUGCUAGGAAAUUUAAAUAAAUUAAUUAUUCCAUUUUUAAUUAGUGCAACAGUGUUGUGGCAUUAUGGCCAGGCCAAAGAUUUCUAUACUUCCACUGCUGGGCUGGAGGAUUUAUUCAAAACGGAACUACAACUUACAGCGGAAAUGCAAAAUUACAUCGACACGCUAAGCCAACACAUUGAAAUGUUGCAAAGUGAAAUGAAUAUAAUACAUCAAGAACACAGCAUGGCCUCUAAUGAUCUUGAGGGUUACCUCAGCAAUCCAAUAAAUUCAUAUCGUCUGAUAAAACGUCUCUUUACCGAUUGGCCCACAUUUGAAGACACCAUUGCAAUGGACACGACACGUACAGACUUUCUCGGCAACUUUGAGACACUCAAACAAAACUUAAGUUUUCCCACACAAAUUGAUAUGACCGGAUCAACAAUGGCGCUGGUACGCCUGCAGGAGACAUAUAGAUUAGAUGUCGAACAAGUGGCCAGUGGUAUCCUCAAUGGAAAUAAAUAUGGUUCUGGCAUGACGUGGCAAGAUUGUUAUGCGAUUGGUGAAUAUUUAUAUGCUAUGAAAGAUUAUAAUCAUACGAUACCGUGGUUUAAGCAAACAACAAAAAUACUACAAGCCGACGCAUAUCUCAGCGAAAUGGAUGGUUUUCUGGACUUUAUGGAAAAUUUGGUGGAAUAUUAUCGUACCAUGGGUGAAUAUGAAUCAGCAUUGGACCUAUUAGAUUAUAUCUUGGAAAGGAAUCCUCAGCGUGAACAUAUUCGGGAAAAACGAGUUGAAUUGGAGCAUAAAAUGAAAACAGCUGCUGAUGAGGUGCCUUUGGAAAAACCUGUUAUUGAGAGUGAAUAUUAUAAAACCAGAGAAUUUAAACAAUUCGAAAGUAUCUGUCGUGGUGAUUAUGAGGACGACUUUAGGCCUGAGCAAAAAGCGCUCUUUUGUAAAUAUUUUACCAACAAUCAUCCAUAUCGUCUUCUGCAACCAUACAAGGUGGAACAGCUUUCACUGGAUCCAUAUAUUAUUCAGGUUUAUGAUGUGCUCACAGAUGAAGAAAUCAAGACCGUUAAAAGUAUUGCUAAGCCCCAUAUGGAGAGAUCAAAAGUUUUCAAUUUAGAGACCGAUGAACAUGAAGAUUCUGAAACACGGACCAGCCAUACGGCAUGGAUGAAAUACUAUGCAGAUGAAGUAUUUGGACGAAUGUUGCAACAUGUCCAGGAUAUAUCUGGAUUGGAUUAUACCAAUGCCGAGGAUAUGCAAAUUGUCAACUAUGGAUUGGGUGGUCAUUAUGGACCGCAUUUUGAUUUUUUCACCGAAUCUUCUUGGUUUACUCCCGAAGAUGGUAAUCGCAUCACAACUGCCAUGUUUUAUCUAUCUGAUGUUGAAGAAGGCGGUGGCACUGGUUUUACUUUCCUCAAACUGUUGGUGAAACCGCGCAAGGGUUCUUUGCUCUUUUGGUAUAACUUACAUGCCUCCGGCGACGAGGAUUAUCGCUCUAAUCAUGGUGCUUGUCCAGUUUUAAAGGGUUCCAAAUGGAUUGCCAACAUUUGGGUCAGAGAACGUGAUCAGUUCUUAACCAAACCAUGUGAUCUCACAACCAACCAUGAAGUAUCCUUAAUUUAUAAAGAAUUAUUUUAGAUUUAAUACCUUAAUUUAUUUAAAAAAUUGCAACCAAUUUGUUUUAA
This is a messenger RNA of Musca domestica (house fly), 1707 nucleotides long. RefSeq names its product prolyl 4-hydroxylase subunit alpha-1. The transcript is spliced from 9 exons. Lineage: Eukaryota; Metazoa; Arthropoda; Insecta; Diptera; Muscidae. The coding region runs from base 32 to 1660 and encodes 542 amino acids. Gene Ontology annotation, cellular component: endoplasmic reticulum. Gene Ontology annotation, biological process: peptidyl-proline hydroxylation to 4-hydroxy-L-proline. The record is from RefSeq and is a predicted model, not a curated record. Gene Ontology annotation, molecular function: L-ascorbic acid binding; procollagen-proline 4-dioxygenase activity; protein binding.